CAAGGGCAGACAGGUGCGCGCCUUGAAAAGUCAAGUAAAGAGAACAUCAACUAUAUGGAAAAAAGUAGAAAUCACGUCACACUGGGUGGAUAUCAUUUUGGUGAUCAUAAUUCUUAUUUUGCUGAUCACGAUCACUGCUAUGACAAAAGGAAGCAGCAAUAGAAACACAGGUGUUGGUUUUGCGCCUGAUAAAGGCGAGGUCAUCCAAUUGGAAAAGAAACCAGCUGUGGUCAGCUUUAAUCCUUUUUCAUCUGAAGCCCACAAGAGACUGGCAGAUCUCUUUCUUGAUGAUUACCAUUACAUCAUCGUACACAGUUCUCAAGACAUAUCAAAAAUCCAAUCUAAGGUUGUUUACCUCUUUGUGGAUGUUAACGAUCGCAAUAUCAUUUUGGAGGCCGAGACAGAGACCCAACAAAUCAAAAGGGAAACCGUAGAAACCAUAAGGCGUAUUGGAGGUACGCCAGUUGUGAUUUACAGACUGCACUCAGAAUCUAGGAAUCUAGAAAAUGGAAAGCUCUAUUCGGACAAAUUAACCUCAAUACAGAGUCAUCCACUUUUGCGAGACCUCUCAUCAAAGAACUGUGUACUUAGUAUUGACAGAGUAUUCACUGAAUAUCAACGAACUCAUCUGCUGAAUUUCUUACUCUAA
Saccostrea cuccullata (small rock oyster) is the source of this 649-nucleotide messenger RNA. RefSeq lists its product as uncharacterized. The coding region runs from base 140 to 649 and encodes 169 amino acids. NCBI's taxonomy places the organism in Eukaryota, Metazoa, Mollusca, Bivalvia, Ostreida, Ostreidae. The record is from RefSeq and is a predicted model, not a curated record. The transcript is spliced from 5 exons.